Messenger RNA from Synchiropus splendidus (mandarinfish), 3388 nucleotides. RefSeq lists its product as uncharacterized. Gene Ontology annotation, molecular function: protein binding. The transcript is spliced from 7 exons. The record is from RefSeq and is a predicted model, not a curated record. Gene Ontology annotation, biological process: positive regulation of transcription elongation by RNA polymerase II. Lineage: Eukaryota; Metazoa; Chordata; Actinopteri; Syngnathiformes; Callionymidae. The coding region runs from base 263 to 3169 and encodes 968 amino acids.
AUCAAAUAACGCUUUAAAGAAAGUCUUAUUUGUUCGGUUUCAUGUCUUAUAAACCUUCACUCAAAGUUCAAAACUUCAAAAACGAACUUAAAUAGUAUUUUUCAUUAAACGUUACCUGUCGAGCGACGGCCUUCCGGUUUACUCACAAAUCACAGUCUCACAGUAGAACCGCAGGAGGUCGCCACUGGUUUCACUAUCGCUCAAUGGACACUAUAUUCAUUUGGAAGCUACUUUUCAGAAGCUGGUUCGCGACACCAAACACAUGCACCUGCUGCAACAACAUUCCAACAUGCAGAUGUUCCGACUGGAGGGUCAUGAGAUUCAACUUGUGGGUCAGCUGCAGCGGCAACAGAGGAACCUUCAAUUCUGUGACACCCUGCUCCAAACGGAUGGAAUCUCCAUCCCGACCCACAGCUGCGUCCUGGCAGCCCUCAGUCCAUACCUGUCUGAGCGACUGUCAGCCACGGCGCCGCCUCCUUUUGGUCACAAACGCCAUCUUCAAAUCCAAUCGAUCACAGCCGCGACUCUGCUGAAGCUGGUCGGUCUCCUCUAUUCUGGCAAAAUGGAGGUAAUCGGAAGUGAUGAAAGCAAUGACGUGUUGGCAGCUGCCCGUCAGUUUGGAAUCAAAAGCCUCAAAGAAGAUCACCUGAACAACGGCAAUGAAAAGAAGUACAUGCAUUGUGAAAAAUAUAGUGUUAAAACUCCACCAGGAAGCAAAUGGCCACGGAGCUGGACAAAGCGGGAUGCACAAGUGCAAGUAGGGAAGGCAUGUGAUCAUUGCGGGGCAUAUUCCUUAGUGAAAAAGCGAAGUUUCGGGACUCAGACUGAGUCUCUUGAACAAGAUAAUCCUUUAACUCCUCAGACACUUGACCCUGUGUUAUCUCCAGAGCAGAAUUUGUCUACCACAGCACAGAACAACAACAACAAAACACAUGACCUGGACUUAGGCAAACAGCCAAACAACAGUGAUUCCACGUUAACUCCAGAGCCCCUGAAUCUCUCUCUCAAUCCUCCGCGCCACUCAGUAAGCCCUCGCAAAGUUGUGAUCCAAAAAGACACAGUGGACCAUGCUCAAGGAGAGGAGGCUCCGGAGCAGACCAUCGAUCCUCUUCAGACGACCUCUGAAGUUAAGAUGGGGAGCUCCACUGUUAGAGUUUGUCCCACUAAAAAAGUGGCAAGGAAGAACCUGACGAGGAUGAGGCAGAUGGAAACCGAAAGAUUUUCCUUUAAGGUGAAGCUGAGGAGGAAGAGCAGUGGAGGAGUGUGGGAAGUGGUGGGCUUCCAGGACUUGGAUGAGAAGCUAUCCUCUCUUGCCCCACAGGGAAGUUUAGACCCCAGAAGUCAACAGUUGACAGACGUCUGCUAUUCACCUUCCUCUGACAAAAGCGAACCGUCUGCCGCAGCUCAGCCUCAAGACUGCGCUGUAGAAAGUGAGGAGCAAAUAGAGAAGCUGCUGGAGGACAUUAUGAUGGGCCUUGACAUCCUUCCUGACUUGGAGUCUGAUCAUAAGAAGUCGGGUUGCCUUCAACAGAACCAGCAAGACUUCUUGACCUCUGACUCAGUCAGGGAACAGGAUCCUGUGCAGAUUAACCAGGAUCCUCUGACAGAGACCGGCGCAUCUGAAGGAAGAGCUCCGAGCCAACCCAUCAAACAUGGCGAGACCUUGCAGCAGGAAAACGUCUCAGACGGACAGCGUGAAAGUCCUAAUCCAGAUAUCGCAUCUGAUCUGGGAGACACACUCUAUGCCCCAGGGCUCCAGGAUAUUCUGGGCAGCUCGCAAGAUGUGGACUGCUUCCCUUUGCUGCCUCUGCCAAAAAUGCAGCACCCGUGCUGUCUCUCUCCAAUAGAUCCACUGAGUCCGGAGGCUGAUCGACCCCCACAGGAUCCUGCUCAACCCUGGUUGCAACCCUGGCCCACACCAGAAGAUCAUAAUUGCAUCGCUGGUGACUCGGAUGUGGGAAAGACGGGACAAGAGCUUCUAGUGUCUCUUCAUAAUUCAGACCCCCAUACAAGCCAAAGCCAGACACAAGCAGAAGCAACAUUUCGCUCAGUGAGGCGAAAAAGAAGCGGUUCCAAAGACGACCAAGCAGUGAAACAGAGAAAGAUUCUGAAGCGCAACACUGUGAGUGAAGAGGUUGGGCCAAGGAUGGAAGUGAGCGAAGGAAAAACUGCGCUCAAAUGUGGAGGCGAACCAAGUCAGACAACAGCUAUUCAUGAAUGGGACAGCGGGGAAAAUGAGGCUGACCAAUCAAAGGUCCGGACCAGCGGUCCAGUGGUGGAGGACGGGAGCGUUCAACAGUCCACAGUCUCACUCCAGAAACAAAGAACUGGCAAAGUCAGACUAAAUCAGCGCCAUCAUGCAGCAGCGGCUCCAUCCACUGCAGCUGUGUGUUUAGAAGAGAUGAGCGAGAGGAGGAAUAAAGAAGUUGGCGGUAGCAGGACAGUUGAGACAGACGACUGUAACAUCCUCGUCUUGGGAGAGAGGAAGGCGCGUAAGCGGAUAGUCACACGUAAAGAUUAUCAAAAGUUUGUUAACGGCAGUAACAUGGCAGACGUGAAGAGUGGCUACCUCACAAACAUAGGUGCGGAUGAAAGCCAGAAGCACGACCCUGAAGAUGAGGGGAAGAUCAGUGGAGUUACUGCGGAUUGGAAAGAUGUCUCACAAGACGAGAAUCACAAUGAGAUUCUCCAGGUGAUGACUGACGACCAUCAUGACCGCAAGUCGCUCAGUCCAACUGCCUGUUGGUUAGACAGUUUGCUAGUGAACGUCACGGAAGAGUCUGCGGGGAGUCCACAGAAGCUCCCGGCACAAGAUGUACCAUUUGAAAAACUCCACAUGACUCCCAAAUAUGGGAACCCAGCCAACGGUGGACUCUCAGACUUCGAGGAGAAGCUGCCACACCCUCCCACUGAGGGGUCAACCUCCACACCAGACGCCCAUGUGCUCACUCUGAACCCUGCGUGCUCUACCGACGAAGAAAUUCUAGACCGUACAAGUGAACAUACUGAUUUAUUUCCUCAGACGGAAGAGGAUGAGAGCGAGGUGGAUGUCGUGCUUCAGUCACCUGGCCAAGAAGCCUGCGUCAUGGAGUGUGUUGAUAUGCUGCAUAUAUCCACUACAGAUGAAGAGGAGGAGGUCGAGGUCAAUGUCACAGAUGAUUCACAAUAGGUUCACUUUUAUGUUCUCCUUUUGUGGUUACAUUUCCAGAGAAGAGCAUUUGGUUUGUUUAAGAGUUUUUCUGCUGACCAAUCUGAGCAAGACGGUUUAAAUCUUUGUACUUAUCUUAAAUAUCUCCGUAUUGGUUUUGCAGCUCAGUUUCCCUAAAUUCAGUUCAUCUCAUGUAAAAUCAAUAACUGCAGUCUCUUGAAGUCAUUUUUAUGUUGUUGC